Messenger RNA from Pelagomonas calceolata, 759 nucleotides. Lineage: Eukaryota; Pelagophyceae; Pelagomonadales; Pelagomonadaceae. The record is from the annotation of a GenBank genome assembly.
UACUUUGCAGCUAUGAUGAAGGCCGCAGCAAUCGUCGCGCUCGCUUUAGGCGCUGAGGCCUUCCUAAAGCCUGCUGCACCCAAAGCUGCCACACAGCUCGCGGCCUACGUGCCGAGCGGCAUGUCGCCGGAGGAAUACGCCAAAUUAAAGAAGAGAGAAGCCGACGCCAAAAAAAAGAAGAACUUCGGCGCCGGCGGCGCGCGCGGCUUCGAGAGCCGGUCAAUGGCGUCGUUUAUGCGCGCCCAGGAGCGGGGCGAGGCCGAGCACCUGUUCCCCGUCGACCCGGAGAAGGUAAAGACGGGCGAGAUCCCGCUGAAGGACGUGCCGUACAUGCAGCGCGGCGGCUCCUGGACGAACUCCGACCUGACGGGCAAGAAGGGCUGGAUGAACACGGGCUUCGGCAUGUACGCCUUCAACGACGGCAAGGCGAAAAAGGCCAAGGCCAACAAGUUCGACGCUAUGUACAAUCCCGGUUCCAAGCGCGACGGCUUCUCCGUGGGCAUCUUCGGCGAGGCGGGUGCGCUGGACUGGACGGGCCGCGGCGCGCGGUCGGGCGGCGGCGCCGAGGCCGGAUUUAAAGAUGGCGUUACCGCGCGCGCGCAGAAGAACGGCAUCUCGGCGGACAUGCAGAUGUGGCGCGACGCCGGCGCCGUGGACCCGAAGAAGCUCCAGCAGAACCGGUGGGGCCGCGGCGGCGCGCCGAAGAUCGACGUGGCCAAGGCGAAGCAGCCGGAGAAGAAGUUCUUCGGCCUCUUCUAG